This is a messenger RNA of Mycotypha africana, 1170 nucleotides long. Its product is annotated as Snf7-domain-containing protein. The transcript has 3 exons. The coding region runs from base 1 to 1170 and encodes 389 amino acids. The record is from RefSeq and is a predicted model, not a curated record. Gene Ontology annotation, biological process: late endosome to vacuole transport via multivesicular body sorting pathway; vesicle budding from membrane. NCBI's taxonomy places the organism in Eukaryota, Fungi, Mucoromycota, Mucoromycetes, Mucorales, Mycotyphaceae. Gene Ontology annotation, cellular component: multivesicular body; ESCRT III complex.
AUGAUUGAUACCGUUGUGAAGAAUGCUUGGCAAUGGCGUUGGCGAUUAUCAGCGGCUAAUACCACACCGUCGAAACUCUAUGUAGUUCUUCCUACUUUGAGAGCCAUCGCUAGAGCCAUUCUGUUAGACCAACAGCAACAACAGCAAUUACAACAGCAACAUAAAAACAGUAAUGUUCUUUUGACCUUGACAGAAUUUAGACAGCGCUAUGCACAUCAUUUCGUAAACGAGAUAGAAUUAACCGAAGAAGAUAUGAAUCUCUUGUUGAGAUAUUUGCAUUCGCAGCAUGGAGUGGCUAUAGUAGAUAAUGUGAAGGGAUAUAAUGCAACUUAUACGGUAAUAAAGUUUCCUGAAGGGGAUGCAAUAGCUGCUUCUUUCAACAAGUUCAAACCUGCAGUUAUUACACAGCAUGAUGAGGCUAUUAUCAGUAUAAGGACAACAUGUCAUGCGCUAUCCGUGCAAGUAGAUGCCUUACAAAAGAAAUCGGAGGAAUUGUCAAAACAAGCCAUAUUAGAAAAAAAUCUAGGACACAAGUCAAAAGCGUUGUAUUGCUUGAGAAGGAAAAACAAUUUACAAGAGAUUCUAGACAGACGAUUACACUCAAUGGAAACCAUGGAUAAUGUUUUGAUGAAGAUUGAACAGGCGAAAGAUGAUUUACAGAUUGUGCAAGCUUUGAAUAUGGGUGCAGAUACAUUAAAGGGGUUAUUAGGCAAAGAUGGUCUAUCGGUAGUCUCUAUAGAUGAGGUGAUGUCAAAAAUUCAAGAUACUUUGGACGAUCAGAAGGAAAUUGAGGUUAUCAUGCAAUCUGGUAUGGACAAUAUAAAUGAUAAUCUCAUGGCAGACCUUGAUGAAGAGGAUGUACAAGAUGAAUUAUCGGAUUUAAUACGUCAAGAGGAGAAAGAGUAUCUAAAUCCUACACAAACCACAAUUCCAACAUUACAACAAAAGCAACAAGCAUAUGCGAUUUCAUCACCCUCAUCAAUAUCAACAUUACCAUCAACGUUAUCAACAAGUAUACCAUCUAAACAACAGCAACAACCAAGCCCUGAAGAAUCAGAAUUAGCAAGAUUAAAUAAUCUCUUCUCCAGCAUGAAAACACCUAAACAUAAUACUAGUAAUGGCAAGGACGACAAUAAGAAAUCUAAAGACAGGGAACCUAUUUUAGCAUAA